AGCGGUUAGCGAAGGGGAGGGGGCAAAUGGCGGCGGCGGCCACCGUGGCCCUGAGGCGGAAGGAGGCGGGCGCGGCCGCUGCGGCUGUUUUCUGCGUGGCGAUCUGAGCCCUCUUCUGGAGGACGCGGCGGGCAGGCAGGCAGGAUGGCCGGCGGCGGUGCCCCGCGAGCGACCGGCUGCUGAGAGAGGCGGGGGCGCUGUGGUGAGGGAGCGGCGCGGCCCAGACACCGGGGGGCGGCUGUGGAGGUGCCGAAGUUCUGAUCUGCUUUCUUACGUGAGCUGCGUUGUAUGGCUGGAGUGAACAUUCAAUAAUGAGUGGUGCAGCGUUGGGCCUUGAGAUAGUAUUGGUCUUUUUUCUGGCCUUAUUCCUACUGCAUCGGUAUGGAGACUUCAAGAAACAGCACAGGCUGGUGAUCAUAGCAACGUUAUUGGCUUGGUAUCUUUGCUUUCUCAUUGUAUUUAUACUGCCUCUGGAUGUCAGUACGACUAUUUAUAAUCGGUGCAAACUUGCGGUUAACUCCAGCCCUGCAGAAGGCAAUGGCUCUUACGUUACUCUUGCUCCAAGCAAGCAAAAAUGUUUCAAACCAUGGAGUUACAUUCCUAAUGGAAUUAUGCCAAUUUUCUGGCGUGUUGUGUAUUGGACGUCACAGUUUUUAACAUGGAUUCUGCUACCUUUCAUGCAGUCAUAUGCUAGAUCAGGAGGAUUCUCCAUUACUGGAAAGAUUAAAACUGCAUUGAUUGAGAAUGCAAUCUAUUAUGGCACUUACUUGCUGAUUUUUGGAGCAUUUUUGAUAUACGUGGCUGUAAACCCAAACUUCAAUUUACAAUGGAACCAGCUUCAGACUAUUGGGAUAGCAGCUGCAAACACAUGGGGUCUCUUUCUUCUUGUGUUGCUUUUGGGUUAUGGUUUGGUGGAAAUUCCCCGUUCUCACUGGAAUGGGGCUAAGAGGGGUUAUCUACUCAUGAAGACCUAUUUCAAAGCUGCCAAACUGAUGACUGAAAAAGCAGAUGCAGAGGAGAAUUUAGAGGAUAUUAUGGAGGAAGUCCGUAAAGUAAGUGAGAGUAUCAAGUAUAACCACCCAUUGAGAAAAUGUGUGGAUACAAUACUGAAAAAGUGUCCUACUGAAUACCAGGAAAGAAUGGGUAGGAACAUGGACGAUUAUGAAGAUUUUGAUGAAAGACAGAACAGUUAUCCAAGUGAAAAAAGUUUGGUCAAACUUCAUAAGCAGGUAAUCUACUCAGUACAGAGACAUCGUCGUACGCAGGUCCAGUGGCAAAUGCUUUUAGAGCAAGCAUUUUACCUAGAAGAUGUGGCAAAAAAUGAAACCAGUGCAACUCGACAGUUUGUUCAUACCUUUCGUUCCCAGGAACCAGAGAAUAAAAUUAUUCAAUAUUUCUACACACCAACUGUUGAGUGGUACUGGAAAUGUCUCCUACGACCAUGGUUUUACAGGGUGCUUGCAGUUGUCCUGGCCACGUUCUCUGUAAUUGUUGUGUGGUCAGAGUGCACAUUUUUCAGCACAAAACCAGUUUUAUCGCUAUUUGCAGUUUUCAUACAGCUGGCAGAAAAGACAUACAAUUAUAUAUACAUAGAGAUGGCCUGUUUUCUUACCAUCUUUUUCCUAAGUAUCUGUGUUUACUCUACUGUCUUCAGGAUCCGUGUAUUUAACUAUUAUUACUUAGCUUCACAUCAUCAAACAGAUGCAUACAGCCUCCUUUUCAGUGGCAUGUUAUUUUGCCGUCUUACUCCACCAUUGUGCUUGAACUUUUUGGGCUUGACCCAUAUGGAUGCAACAAUCUCGCACAAAAACACUCAGCCAACAGCUUAUACAUCUAUAAUGGGAUCCAUGAGAGUGCUGACUUUCAUUGCAGAUGGAUUCUAUAUAUAUUACCCAAUGCUCGUUGUCAUUCUCUGUAUUGCCACAUACUUCAGUUUAGGAACUCGUUGUUUGAAUCUUUUGGGAUUCCAGCAAUUUGUGGGGGAUAGCGAAAUGACCUCUGAUUUGAUUGACGAAGGAAAAGAGCUAAUCAAAAGAGAGAAAAGAAAACGACAAAGGCAGGAAGAAGGUGAAAACAGAAGAAGGGAAUGGAAGGAGCGGUAUGGAAAUAGGGAUGAUUCCACUAGAAACAGGGCUGUCCACACAGACCAAAAAGAAUCCAGCUUCUCAGAGACCAGUAUCAGUAGACCACUAUCAAAGUAUACCCGAUCAAAUGGUAGGACUGAAAGAGAUAGAAUAGAACUUCUCCAGGAUGCAGAACCUUUGGAUUUUAAUGCAGACUCAAUUAAUGAUGACCCUCUUGAACUGGACUCAGGAAGGUACCAGCCUGGUGGGAGAUACCUGUCAAUGUCUCGAAGCGAAAUAUUUGAUGAUGUCUAAACUCCUGAAAGCUAAAGAAAAUUCAGUGGAAAUCUAUUUCCUGCUUAUUGCUUGGAAAAUACUGUAUUCAUGAUACAUCACCAAACCAGGAAAGACCAUUUUUGUUUAAAAAAAGAAUAUGAAGGAAAAACUAAUUUGCAAAUGCACCUAUAUGAUAACUUUACUACUUAUGACAAGAAUAUGCUUCUUCUAUUGUAGAUAUUGUUGUGCAUCAGUGUGGGCUUUUGUGUCAUGACCAAAAGGAGAAAACUAUUAAUUAAGCUAAUAGUAAGUAAACUUCAGAAAUAUACUUAGGGCUCAACAUGAAGGGGAUAUUUUAGAAGGAACUUUUUUUGUAUUUAGCAGAUGCUAUGAGAGCAUCUUAAUGCAUCCAAAGUGCAGUUAUAUCAAUUACUAUAGCUAACACUUUCUAUAAUUUUUCUAUUUGAACUUUUUGUCUAGUCCAGCAUCUACUGAAUUAAAUUAAGGCUUCUUUUGGCUUCAGCGGUCUUUGAAUCAGACUCUGUAUAAGCAGAAAGAUUGAAUGGCAGAGAGUUCUUCAUAAAAUCAUAAAAUAAAGUACAUGGUCUUCAUGUACUUCAAGUACUUCAAUCAUCGAAUUAUAUGAUUCUGUGAAAUUUGGUGGCGUAAAUUUUUAAGCAAGGUGUAUUGGUCAAGAAAGGCUAUAUUUUUUUUUUUCCUUUUACAACAUUAUAUGCAGAUAAAUGAUUUUAGCAUGUGUAAAUAGUUGAAAUUGAAUAUGGACCAGAGUUUCACUGUCAUAUGAGCAUAUGUGCAAUAGCAAGAAUACAUUAUCGAAGUUAUGAUGUCUGCUUAAGAUUUUUACAGUUGUAAAUCUUGGCACACUAACGUUUUUUGUAACUGUAGAAUAAACACAAUGUGAAAAAUCAGUUAGAUGCUGAAACCUUAUAAUUUGCACACACCUCAGGCACGGCUUCAAACAAAUAUUUCUUUAAAGGAAGGGAAAUACAUAGCAUGAGUAGAUAAUGGUAAACACUUUUAGUGUCCCAAAUGCCCUGGUUGCAUUAUGUACAUGUUUUUAAGGUGCCUGUAUUUUGCAGUAAGUUGUUGCAAAAAGAAUAAUGCUUAUUCAUUUGAAUGCCAUUCAAAAAUGCCAAUUAUUAACAGUGUAAAAAAGCUUCACAUUAAUUUCAUUGGUGUAGAUAUAUUUUUAAACUGUAGUUAGUUGAAUGAGUUCUUAAAUGUAAUCAUAAGGUAAAAGAUGUGGUUGAAUUCAUGGUAUUUUAGGAAAUUUGAUUAAUUUAAAAUGUUGCUUUAUUGCAGUUUGUCUUAUGUCUUUUACCACUUGGGAGUUUUCUUGUGUGCUUAUUGCGAAGUCAUGUUGAAAACCGAAGAAAAUAUGUUUCUAUUGUAAAUUCUUUAUCAUGCUUAAAAACCAGACAUCCCUUAAAGCAACUAGGAAUGAGUUAUUCUGAUAGGUAAGAUUUCAUGAACAAGGUGUUCUACUAAUUUUUAAAAAUAGUCUUUGUUUUCUGAAGUAAUUGUUAAUGGGGAUCUAACUACCUCCUGUGAUUUAGUACAUCAUGUGUUUUAACAGUAGUGGUAUUUGUAAUGUAUUGAUCUGCCUGUUUUGAAACACUGAAUUGUUACUAUGAAGGAGAAAAAAUACUCUAUUUGUAUGGGAACAGUUAUUUUAAUAAAUUGGCAGACAUAAAAUA
Calidris pugnax (ruff) is the source of this 4057-nucleotide messenger RNA. It is a transcript of the gene LMBRD2, whose product is annotated as LMBR1 domain containing 2. Gene Ontology annotation, biological process: adrenergic receptor signaling pathway. The coding region runs from base 312 to 2378 and encodes 688 amino acids. Gene Ontology annotation, cellular component: membrane. The transcript has 18 exons. Lineage: Eukaryota; Metazoa; Chordata; Aves; Charadriiformes; Scolopacidae. The record is from RefSeq and is a predicted model, not a curated record.